AUGACACUCAGCCGCGGCCCGUGUGACCUCGACAACAUGAGUCUGUUCCAAGACCUCAAAUUGAAGAGGCGGAAAGUUGACUCCCGAUGUAGUAGCGAUGGCGAGUCGGCAGCGGACACAAGCACGUCUUCGCCGGACCCUGGCCCGCCGUCGCCGCGCAUGGCAGACGCCGGCUGCAGCACGCCGCCGCACCCGCCGCCCGUGUUUGAUGGCGGUGGCUCACCCUCACCCUCUCCUGCAGCCUGCCACCCAACCGUUAUUCGCUCCGCCCCGCCUAACUCCGUCAUCAAGUUUGAAGGUGCACCUGCACCCAUUAAAAUUGAAAUCUCUUCUGCUGGAAAGCAUGACUCCUCCCCAUCCUCCCAUUAUUCAUCUGUCAAAUUAGAAGGGCCACCCCCAGAUCACCCGCAUUCCUAUAGACCUCGCGCCCUCGCUCCUCCCCCGCCAAGUCCCCACGCCUCUUUAUCGCCAAAUCAUUGGCCUCCCGCAGCUUGUAUUAAUGGGGUAAAACCUGAACUCAUCGGCGGUCAUUUUCCACCCCAACCAUUAGAACCAAAAGGCGCAAGAAGUUCGACACAAUGGAGAGGAGCACCCGCAGUGAUUAUGGGCGAAUCUGGUGGAGUCCGGACUAUGUUCUGGACUCUUCCUGCACCUACUUCUGGCGGAGAACCAUCUCCGGGAGCUUCUCACACUCCAACACCACCUGCAUCAGAUCCUAACACAUGUAGUGAAGAAUCAGCAGCUCGACUUUUGUUAAAUCUAGGAGGUGAGUUAAGGCGAACUCAAGGGCCAAGACUAAACAUGGAACUAUUAUGGGCUGGGGACGUUUCCCAAUUACCGGCUCAUCAGCAAAUACAUGCCUUAAAUCUUAGUGCUGCUGCUGGAGGAGUUCCUGGUAUUUCAAAUGUACCAAAUCCAAGUCCCUUAGCACCACGACCCGAGUUAAGAACAUAUGCACCUGAGGCUGAGCGUGAUGAAGAUGAACAGCCGAUGAUCUGCAUGAUUUGUGAAGACAAGGCGACUGGUCUCCACUAUGGUAUUAUAACUUGUGAGGGUUGCAAGGGUUUCUUUAAAAGAACUGUGCAGAAUAGACGAGUAUAUACAUGUGUGGCUGAUGGAGGCUGUGAAAUAACAAAAGCGCAAAGAAAUAGAUGCCAAUAUUGUCGCUUUAAAAAAUGUAUCGAACAAGGGAUGGUUUUACAAGCCGUGCGAGAAGAUCGUAUGCCUGGAGGUCGAAAUAGUGGUGCAGUGUACAAUUUAUAUAAGGUUAAAUACAAGAAACAUAAGAAGCCAAAAACAUCAACUGCAACGAGUAGGGCGUCUCCCCCAGAGAAACCUAAAGACCCUUUACCACCCCUCCCACCGAACCUCGUCAAUGGGACCAUACUUAAGACUGCUUUAACAAACCCAAGCGAGGUGGUUCACUUGAGAGCAAGACUGGAAAGUGCUGUGUCAUCGUCGAGAGAUAGAGCAAUUCCUAUAGAUAGGGCCCUGCAUAUGAUCAGAUCACUGAUCGAUUGCGAUGCAAUGGAAGACAUCGCCACUGUACGCCAUUUACCUGAUCUCCUGCACGACACGUCAGAAAUAGGUGAUAAAUUAUGUAAGAUUGGCGAUUCAAUCGUCCACAAGAUGGUCGCUUGGACGAAAAAAUUACCGUUCAUAAUGGAAAUUCCUAUGGAAAUACAUUCAAAACUAUUAAUGGAAAAAUGGCACGAGAUCUCAGUAUUGACGACAGCGGCAUAUCAAGCAAUGCAUGGCAAACUAGCUCAUGCGCCACCUUCAUCAGACCACGAACAUGAUUUUAUGCAGGAGGUUAACGCAAAUCUUAGAACGUUACAAAACUGCUUAACAUCACUCAUGGGAAGACCAAUAACUCUAGAACAGCUAAGGCUGGACGUGGGUUUAGUGGUAGAGAAGAUGACCCAAAUCACUUGUGUCUUUAGGCGCAUCCAGCUUCGAAUGGAGGAGUACGUCUGCUUAAAAGUCUACAUUUUGUUAAAUCAGGAAGUUGAGUUGGAGGGAAUUCAGGAUCGAUAUGUGCAAGUUCUACGGAGUUAUUUAGAGCAUGCUGCGCCACAUCACCCUGGUAGACUACAAGAAUUAUUCGCAAGAAUACCGGAGAUACAGGCAGCGGCGAACUUGUUACUAGAAAGCAAAAUGUUCUACGUGCCGUUCGUGCUAAAUUCAGCUGAAAUCAGAUAG
Messenger RNA from Pieris macdunnoughi, 2202 nucleotides. The record is from the annotation of a GenBank genome assembly. NCBI's taxonomy places the organism in Eukaryota, Metazoa, Arthropoda, Insecta, Lepidoptera, Pieridae.